AUGAAUCGCAAGAGAGGAGAAUUUCAGGGAUUAGUCACUGGAAAAGAUAAAGAAAAAACGAUGAUUGUCAAUGAUAUGCCUAACCUUGAAGAGAUUCAGAGGUUUUCUAAUCUCAUCUCAAACCAGCCGAUUUCUAUAAGUUCUAUCUACUAUAGACUCUUCGAAAAUAUUGAGAAUCACAAAGUUCCAAGCUACACUAUUCCUCCAUAUCAACAAAUAAGCAAGCUUUCACCACAAACACCUUUAAAUAAAAGAAGAUGUAUCCUUGGUCUAGAAAAGUUAAAAGACCAAGUGAAUGACACCCCGGUGUUUAGCAGCUGCUUAACCUCAUUAUCAAAGGAUCUACAAAAGAGGAGUUUCAAAUCUAUGAAAACUAAGGCUUGCCAUCAAACCAGAAGUUCAAGUAAUGUAUUGAAAGACAUUACUAAUACAGCACAUCUGAGGAAAAAACAACGCAGUUCAUCAUCAGAUAACUUCGAUGCGUCAGCUCAGUCCAUAGAAGAAGAAGAUGGACUGGUCGGAACUGAUUUGUUUGGAGGGAUCAUUGAUACAGAUAGCCAGCAAGUCUUUGAAUGUUCUUCUCUAGAGAAUACUGAUACAGAAAAUGAAGACUCUGAUUUAGAUGAUCCUAUGGAUUUUGAGCCAGAGGUUGAGCCAAACGAUAGAGAGAGAGUGGCAUUGGAAUCGGCUCACACUGUUGGUGUUGUAAAGGCGCCAAAACCAUCUUACGAAAAGUAUUAUACUGAAAACGACUACUUAGAUGAAGGUGAUCCAGACUACAACUGUUCUCAUUGUGGUGCUAUCAUGUGGUAUGGAGAACGGCUAAACAAGCGGAGAAACGCAAAGAAUCCUACAUUUUCAUUAUGUUGUAUGCAAGGACAAGUGAAAUUGCCGUUGUUGAAGGAACCACCAACAGUCUUAAAAAAUCUCUUGCAAGGAGAUGAUCCAAGAAGCAGACAUUUUCAAAAACAUAUAAGGCCCUACAAUAUGGUUUUUUCCUUCACUUCUCUUGGUGGAAGAGUAGAGAGGUCUCUGAAAAAAGGUAGAGGCCCUGAUAUGUUUCAGCUUCAAGGAGAAAAUUAUCAUUUAUUGGGUGCUGGUAUCACACCACCUGAGGGAGGUACACCAAAGUUUGGACAGCUAUAUAUAGUUGAUACGGAGAAUGAAGUUGAAAACAGAGCAAAAUGUUUAAGCCUGGGUAAACAGAAAAUUCAAGUCAAGAAAAAGGAUCAUCUCAGAAAAGAUAUUAUAGAGACUUUGAUGAAGAUGUUGAAUGAAGUCAAUCCAUAUGUUAAAAAGUUUAGAUCAGCAAGGGACCGCUUCAACACAGAUCCUGAGAACUCUUUUCAUAUGAGGAUUGUUAGUGAGAGGUUAAAGGAUGGAAGGACAUAUAACACACCCACAGCUUCAGAGGUUGCUGCGCUGAUUCCUGGAGAUUUUAGUCUUGAUAUGGACAGAAGGGAUAUUGUUCUACAAAAAAGUUCAGGAAAACUACUGAGAAUAAACGAGAUUCAUGCUUCCUAUCUUGCACUUCAGUAUCAUCUUUUGUUUACAUUUGGUGAAGAUGGAUUCAGACUUGGUAUUAAGAAAGGAGCAACAGAAAAGACGAAAAAACAAAAGAAGCCUAAUAUCAGUAUGAGGCAAUGGUUUGCUUUUCGCCUUCACGAGCGUAAGAACGAAUCUCAUUCUCUCCUACAUUCUAGAAGGCUAUUUCAGCAGUUUGUGGUGGAUGCCUUCACCACGAUUGAGUCUAAUCGUUUAAGAUAUUUGAAGAUGAACCAGCCUUCUUUGCGAUCAGAUAGCUAUGAUUCUAUUAAAGAGUCUGAGAACGCAGGAAAAGAGGAUAUGAAUCAGCAAGGAACUGAGUUUACAUUACCAGCUUCAUUCGUAGGGAGUCCUAGAUAUAUGAAGAAUUGUUACUUGGAUGCUAUGGCAAUAUGUAAGCAUUUUGGAUUCCCUGAUUUUUUCAUCACUUUCACAUGUAAUCCCAAAUGGCCAGAGAUCACAAGAUAUGUUAAGUUCCAGAAACGGGGUUUACCACAUGCUCACAUUCUCUUAUUCAUGAAGAAGUUAAAGAAGCCUACAACAGCCGAUAUUGACGACAUUAUUUCUGCAGAGAUUCCUAACAAGAAGGAAGAACCAGAACUGUAUGAGGUCGUUAAAGAUAUGAUGAUUCAUGGUCCAUGUGGAAGAGCUAAUACUAAUUCUCCAUGUAUGGAGAAUGGUCGUUGCUCUAAGUCAUAUCCUAAAUUAUUUUCUGAGAAGACCACUAUUAACAAAGAAGGUUUUCCGGUUUACAAGAGGCGUGAGCAGUCACAUAACUUUGUUAUGAAGAGUGGAGUGAGGUGUGACAAUCGGCAUGUCAUUCCUUACAACCGGAAGUUAUCUCUUCUAUACAGAGCUCAUAUCAACGUCGAGUGGUGCAACCAAGUUGGGUCUAUAAAGUAUUUAUUCAAAUACAUUAAUAAAGGACAGGACCGUGUCACAGUUGCUGUUGAACCACCAGACCACAUUGUUGCAAGUGAGUUAGGAGAUGUUGAGAUUACUAAAGAGAAUCUUGAUAAGAAAAGAAAUGAACUCAAGGAAUUCUUCGAUUGCAGAUACGUGUCAACAUGUGAAGGAACAUGGAGAGUAUUCAAAUUUCCUAUUCACUAUCGAUCAACUGCUGUUGAAAAGCUUAGUUUCCAUCUCCCCGGAAAGCAAGUUAUUACAUUCAGAAGGAAAGACAAAUUGAAAGCAGUUGUCACCCGAAAGCUCAUUGAAAAUACAAUGUUCUUAGCUUGGUUUGAGUUGAACAAGACUGACUCCUUCGCAAGAACAUUGACCUAUGCUCAGAUCCCAAGCUUCUAUACUUACAAUAAAAGGUUAAAGAAGUUCAACAGGAGGAAAUGGGGAUUUGCUUUGGGGAGGAUUAACUAUGCUCCUAGGACCCAAGAAGAUGCUUAUUACUUGCGUGUAUUGUUGAAUGUUGUCAGGGGACCCACGAGUUAUGAGGAGAUUAAAACAUACCAAGAUGUUCUCUAUCCGAGCUACAAAGAAGCAUGUUAUGCUCGUGGGUUAUUAGAUGAUGAUCAGGAGUACAUUGAUGACAUAGUAAGAAGAAGUUUUGAGAGCACAGCAAGUGAGCUACGGAAAGUGUUUGUUAUGAUGCUUAUGAGUAACACUUUAUCUAAGCCUGAGUCAGUAUGGGAAAACACUUGGAUGUUUUUAUCUGAAGAUAUUGAGCACUCUAGGAGAAGGAAUUUUAAUAGACCAGGUCUGAUGCUGAGUGAUGACGACAAAAAGAAGUAUGCUUUACUUGAGAUUGAAAAAAUCUUGAAACGAUCUGGAACUUCACUCGCAAAAUUUGAUUCUAUGCCUAAACCGCCAAAGAUAAGUGUCCACGAUGAAAAUGUCUUGGUGCUAGACGAACGCAGCUAUGAGCGUUCUGAUUUGUUAGAGACUCUUCGAAGAGAUCUGCUGAAGAUGACUUGCGAGCAAAGAAAGAUAUAUGAGGAGAUUCUUUCUGCUGUUAAUAAAGGAGAUGGUGGAAUGUUUUUUGUUAGUGGUUUUGGUGGAACAGGGAAAACUUUCCUAUGGAAAUUGCUUUCUGCAGCUAUCAGAUCCAGAGGAGAUAUUGUUCUAAACGUGGCUUCGAGCGGCAUUGCAUCACUGUUGUUGCCUGGUGGUCGGACAGCACAUUCCAGAUUCGGGAUUCCUCUAAAUCCAGACGAGUUUUCUUCAUGUACUAUGAAGCAUGGAAGUGACCAAGCUAAUUUAGUGAAAGCCUCAUCACUUAUCAUCUGGGAUGAAGCGCCUAUGAUGAGCAAGCAUUGUUUUGAGGCUUUGGAUAAAAGUUUAUCUGAUAUUGUUGGGAAACACGACACACAACCAUUUGGUGGAAAGGUUAUCGUGUUUGGUGGUGAUUUUAGGCAAGUUUUGCCUGUUAUAAAUGGUGCUGGUAGAGCUGAAAUAGUUAUGGCCUCACUUAACUCAUCCUAUCUUUGGACGCACUGCAAAGUUCUUAAGCUCUCCAAGAAUAUGAGAUUGCUAUCAGCAGGAUUGUCACCAGCAGAGGCAAAGGAUCUUCAAGAAUUUUCUGAGUGGAUAUUAAAAGUUGGUGAUGGUAAACUUUCAGAGCCUAAUGAUGGUGAGGCAGAGAUAGAAAUUCCCUCUGAAUUUUUGAUUACAGAUUGUAAUGAUCCUAUAGAAGCAAUCAGCGAAGAGAUUUAUGGCACAGCAACUUCAUUGCAUGAAAAGAAAGAUGCAAUUUUUUUUCAAGAGAGAGCUAUCCUCUGUCCAACUAACGAGGAUGUUAAUACAGUUAAUGAAUAUAUGUUGGACAAGCUAGAAGGUGAGGAAAAAAUUUAUAACAGUGCUGAUAGCAUUGAUCCCUCUGAUACAGGUGCUGUGAACAAUGAAGCUCUUAGUGCGGAUUUUCUAAACACAAUUAAGGUUCCUGGUUUACCAAACCAUAGUCUUAGACUGAAGGUUGGUUGUCCUGUUAUGGUUCUGAGAAACAUUGCACCUACUGAUGGCUUAAUGAAUGGGACAAGACUGCAGAUCACUCAGCUAAUGGAUUUUAUGGUUCAAGCUAGGAUUAUAACAGGAGAGAGGAUUGGGGAGAUAGUUGAUAUUCCUAGAUUGCUAAUAACCUCUUCUGACACCAGAUUGCCUUUUAAAAUGAGGAGAAGGCAACUGCCUCUUGCUGUGGCUUUUGCAAUCACAAUCAACAAAAGUCAAGGGCAAUCGCUAUCUAAAGUAGGUCUUUAUCUACCAAGACCUGUCUUUUCACAUGGUCAGUUAUAUGUUGCUGUUUCUAGAGUGACUUCCAAAAAGGGAUUGAAAAUUCUGAUUUUAGACGAAGAUGGCAAACCACAGAAACAAACUAAGAAUGUAGUUUUCAAAGAAGUUUUCGACAACCUUUAA
Molecule: messenger RNA, 4908 nt
Organism: Brassica napus (rape)
Lineage: Eukaryota; Viridiplantae; Streptophyta; Magnoliopsida; Brassicales; Brassicaceae
Exons: 10
Coding region: 1-4908 (1635 amino acids)
Biological process (GO): DNA repair; telomere maintenance
Molecular function (GO): DNA helicase activity
Source: RefSeq, a predicted model, not a curated record